UUUCUUUUUUUUUUUCUUUAGCUGGGAUGGAAAUUCUAUGAUGCAGAUGACUAUCAUUCUCCAGAUAAUAAAAAGAAGAUGGCAGCAGGAAUGCCACUAAAUGAUGAGGACAGGAUUCCAUGGCUUUGUGCAUUGCAUGAUAUACUGAGGAGAGAAGAAUCAUCUAGACAAGAUGCAGUUCUAGCCUGUUCAGCACUGAAGAAAAUCUACAGACAUAUAUUAGUCAGUGGAGCAUCUGAAAUUGGAAACAGUCAGUCAGAGAAACCAGGAGAAAAUGCAGCACUGAAUAUCGUCUUUGUUCAUCUGGAUGGUCCUACAGACCUCAUUGCUCACCGCCUGGAGAAGAGGAGAGGACAUUUCAUGCCACUGAAACUACUCCAAUCUCAGUUUGAUGCUCUGGAGCCUCCUACCGCGCCAGAAAGCUUUAUUACUGUCAGUCUAGAAAAAUCUCUUCCUGAGAUAGUGCUGGAGAUUGAGAAAGCCAUUUUUUCAGGGGCUAUCUGGAUCCCAGCUCCACCAUUUGAGGAUACUGCUUAAGAGAUAGUUCUCAACCUGGUAAGUAGUGUGCUAUCACAGUUUGAAAGACAAGAAGGGAUUACUUUUGUUUUGUUAUACUCUGUGCAUCAAGGCAGAAAGAGGAGACAACCUGUCACCUAAAAUGCUAACCACACACAGCAGCUCCCGUAGUUUUAAUGAGGCUGUGCACAUGUGCAGGGGAAGAUCCCAGAGUGAUCCCUCUACAUAAGUUUUAUUUAAGUACACAAACAAUUCUGCAUAUAUAUGCACAUUUAUUAUUAUAAAUAAAAUGAAUUUAGCAGGUUAGUAGGGAUGUUCUAUUACAAUUUAGCUCCAAUUAUUUGGAUGGAAGCUUUCUGUCCAUAUUUUGAAAUUAAUUUAACAAAGGCAGCAAAAAAAUGAGGAAGAAACAUCUGGAAAUGGAAAUUGCUUUUCCUGUCUCAGCCGUGAGUAUAAAUUCUCUACAGAAGGCAUAUGCAAUUCUUUCUUAAGUAUGUAUGUUAUGCACAUUACAGUUUGUAACAUCCCAUGUACCUACUACAAAUAAAAAAUAUGCACAUUUUGCAGUGUUAUAUUGAAGAAAGAAAAGUGUUAAAUUCCAAUAGCAGGCCCUCUCUAACUGCACAGGGAACUUAUUAAAGGAACAGAUCCAGUCGCCUGCCAGCUCAAUUCUGAAGUAAGAUGGUUCUGUUACUAUGCAGACACUAACCCAAAGGAACUGGAAAACAUCCUUUACAAACCUCCCAUCUUGCUGUCACAUUCCCAGGAAUACUCCAGCACUGUUGUUUAAUUUGAAUGUUCUGAAAAGAUUUUAAUUUUUUAAAUGGCAUAAGAUGGUAACGUAGGUAACACUUUCAUGACUUUCAGCCCUUUUUUCUUUUUGCACGUUACCAUCACCAUCCCUAGCAGCAGUGUGAUGUCCAGGCACAGCAGUUCAUGAUAGGUAGCUGCAUCAGAUCUCAUUGGUUCAGUGUGAUGAAAAGGAAUAAAGCAGAUACACACACCCUUUUUUCCCAGUCCAAAAGGCCAUCAACAGACUUCAAGAUAUUUAAGUGCUGAGUUAGCUGUAAGACUGAUAAUGGACAAUGGGCGAGGUAUUCCUGAAGAGAGAAUUUUAAGGAAGGGCAGGAAGGUGGACAACACAUACUGGUGCAGGAGAAGUGAAAGGGAAUAUUGUAACACUAUUAUACUACCAAGUGUGCUCUUUUGCCUUUGAAGAGGUAAUAAAAUGGGACGGCACUUCUAAACCUUGUUUCACCUACUGCUAUUUUGUUUUCUGACAAAAGUAGCAUUCUCCCUAUAUAGUAGAUAGUCACUGUUCUACAACUACUUACAAGGAAGUUAACGAUGUUACUACUUAGUAGUAGAUAAAUAAUGGCUAUACCUUAGGAAGUAAGUUUAAUUCAAGGGAUCACUGUAUAAUUUAGGUCAAACUUCACCUUUUUUUUCAAUUCCAAUAGAACUUCACUUCAAAUACAAGGUCUUAAUUUGCAGGGUGUACCUCAAGUACUUGAGAGUGGUGAUGGAGGUUGUCUCAAGAAAACAUCCACACAAUAUAGAUUCACUGGUUAAAAAAAAGCAUUCUUUUCCCCAGCUCACCCUCACUCUUUCAUCUGACAGUAGACUGUCUGGCUGUUACAGACUGUGUUCUUAAAAGCAUGUAUCUUAUGAAUGAUCUGGGGACUCAGUUUUUUUUAAGGCAAGAUCCCAGUAAGGCACAGUAUAAGGUGAAGUAAAACUACUUAAAGAUCCUAACAAAAAGCUAUUGCAAAAACAGCUUUUUGGGGAAUGGCUGCAAGAGCAGGGCGGACAUGAGGCUGUGUAUGAGCAUGACUGGUGCAGCAGCACAGAGU
Messenger RNA from Meleagris gallopavo (turkey), 2369 nucleotides. The record is from RefSeq and is a predicted model, not a curated record. Lineage: Eukaryota; Metazoa; Chordata; Aves; Galliformes; Phasianidae.